Messenger RNA from Galendromus occidentalis (western predatory mite), 763 nucleotides. RefSeq names its product ribonuclease P protein subunit Rpp25 (gene Rpp25). Gene Ontology annotation, molecular function: RNA binding. Bases 142 to 708 code for a protein of 188 amino acids. The record is from RefSeq and is a predicted model, not a curated record. NCBI's taxonomy places the organism in Eukaryota, Metazoa, Arthropoda, Arachnida, Mesostigmata, Phytoseiidae. The transcript has 3 exons. Gene Ontology annotation, cellular component: ribonuclease MRP complex. Gene Ontology annotation, biological process: tRNA 5'-leader removal.
CGUCGGCGGAUUGAGCUUCUGUUCGUUCGAUUUCAGCCCCGGUGCUCCGUGCACGAUUCUACCCGAAUCCGAGAUUCGUCUCCGUUUCCGUAAACCGGUCGCGGUAUCCACGGGAACGACGAUCCUCCAAAGUUGUGGUAAAUGGAGAAGUACCACAUAGGAAAUGUUGUUGAAGAUGAAGUUCCGAUACCUUUCCCAGAAGAGAUAAUCGGAAAGGACUACGCGAUAAUCGAUGUGAGAACGGGCUCUAGGAUCUUCAACUUGGUCAAAUUCGCUCAGACUUCAUUAGCAGCAAAUACCAAUCUUGUGAUAUCUGCAUGUGGUCCUGCGAUUACUAAAGCUGUGACAAUCGCUGAAAUCAUCAAACGUAAACAGGAGAAAGUGUAUCAGUGGAACAAGAUCGGCUUCAGAGAAAUCAAGGAAUUUUGGGAUCCGAAUGAAGCUGGGAUGACGCGACUCCGAGUUACACGGGAACUCCCGACCAUGCACAUCUAUCUGACAAAAACUCCUCUCGAUGAGUCGUUACCCGGGGUCCAAGUUCCAAGAAGUAAAGACAGAAAAACAAAGCCCACCAAAUCGAAGAUGCACCGACCGGCUGAGCCUGCAUCGAAAGGGAAUCGAGGAGAGAAGAGAUCCCGACGGAAAUCAGCGACUCUCGCUGUAGACUCGAACAAGGCGGAUGGUGCAGAAGGGAAUAAGGAGCAAUGAGACUGUGAUUGUUGAGUUUUUUUGUACAUAAGAGUUUUCCCCCAUCGAGUAAAGC